CAAUAUUCGACUCCAAAUCAAAGAGGCAAUAAAAUGGUGAGCAAAAGAGAUUCUUGGUCAAUACUAGUCACGCUAAUACUACUACAAGCGUACGGCUCACUCCUCAUUGCAGCCCGAGCGCAGGUUCCCACGAACAGGACUCUACGCCUGAGCGGUUUAGUCCUCCACCACUACAAAGUUCACAAUACUUGCAGAUACGCCGAGGUUUUCAUCAAGCAUCUUGUCACCAAAGCUUGGAACAAAGACCGCUCCAUCACCCCGGCGCUCCUUCGGCUCGCCUACUCUGACUGCAUGGUUACGGGAUGUGAUGCUUCGAUUUUGUUGGAUGGAGAGGGAUCAGAGAAGGAGGCACCCCAGAAUUCGGGGUUGAGGGCAUUCGAACUCAUCGAUGGGAUCAAGCGUGUGCUCGAGGUCUACUGUCCCCGUGCAGUCUCCUGUGCGGACAUUCUACAACUUGCUGCUAGAGACGCGGCGGGCCUGGCUGGUGCACCAAAGUAUCCGGUGUUUACGGGUAGGCGUGAUGGGUUUCGAUCCAAUCUGAAAUUAGUAGAUUUGCCUUCGCCUUCAGUUACAUGGGAUGAGGCGUUGGCUUACUUCAGGUCCAGAGGCCUCGAUGUUCUUGAUCUCGGAACUCUACUAGGAGCACACACCAUGGGCAAGACGCGCUGCCACUACAUCCAUGACCGUCUCUACAAUUUCAACAACACCGGCAGGCCUGACGAGUCCAUGGACCCCUCCCUCGUCACCGAGCUCAAAAAGACAUGCACACCAGGCACUGCUGGCUCCAGAACCUCUAACGAGAGUACCGUCUAUCUCAACCCAACCUCAGGCAGCAACAACUCAUUCCAGAGCUCAUACUUCGACCACGUCCUCAAGAACCGUGGCGUUCUCCGCAUCGACCAGCAGAUGAUCACCACAAUGGAUGGGAUCAGGAUUGCUAACGAGUUUGCAAACGGGUUUGAGGACUUCAGGAGGUACUUCGCGCUGGGGAUGGCGAGGCUGGGGAGUCUGGGGGUGCUUACGGGGAAGGAGGGGGAGAUAAGGAACAGUUGCCGGCGGACUAAUUCUGGUAAAGUGUUGAAAUGAGGGGAGCUGGAAGUUUCUGUUUUGAAAUUUUGGAUUCGGUGAUUGAGUAAGUUUUAGUGUCUUGAAGGGUUUGAAUGUGAUGGAGGGAGCCUGCAUUUUCUUUCUUUUUAUGUGGUUGUGUAAUAAAAAUUGGAUAGAUUUGUAUCAAGUAUGGAGGGAGCUUGAAUUUUCUGACUUGCAGUAAUAAAAUUUGGAUAGAUUUGUAUCAAGUUUGAUGGUAAAUUGUUAAAGAAGAUAGUGGUCAAACUCUGGCCUUUU
Molecule: messenger RNA, 1344 nt
Organism: Asparagus officinalis (garden asparagus)
Lineage: Eukaryota; Viridiplantae; Streptophyta; Magnoliopsida; Asparagales; Asparagaceae
Product: probable peroxidase 61
Exons: 4
Coding region: 34-1086 (350 amino acids)
Biological process (GO): response to oxidative stress; hydrogen peroxide catabolic process
Cellular component (GO): plasmodesma; plant-type cell wall
Molecular function (GO): peroxidase activity; heme binding
Source: RefSeq, a predicted model, not a curated record